Molecule: messenger RNA, 2567 nt
Organism: Patiria miniata (bat star)
Lineage: Eukaryota; Metazoa; Echinodermata; Asteroidea; Valvatida; Asterinidae
Product: protein adenylyltransferase SelO, mitochondrial-like
Exons: 13
Coding region: 252-2288 (678 amino acids)
Source: RefSeq, a predicted model, not a curated record
CGGGAAGUAGUUGCUCUCCUUAAUGGUGUUUAGUUGCGUUGUGAAAGAAACGACUAGAACAUGGACUACGACGAUGUGUCAGUCUUUACAAUCGCAGUUACACCACACGUCACGGCAUCAGCUGUUAUGGAGUCCUAAAUUUUGGGACUCUCAAAUGAGUGUUAAUUGUGAAACGCUAAACUACUGCUUGGGAGGAAAAUAUUUUUGGUAAUUCCUUGGAAUUUAUCAUCGACUGUUCCUGGAACUUGCAAAUGAGGCAUCAGUUGCUUCGUCCAUUACAAUCCACCGUGACACUGUUGAUGUUUCACCGACUGACACACAACCGCUUUCGUCCGGGUAAAAUGGCCACGCUGGGGAGCCUAAACUUUGACAAUCUAGCCCUGCGCUCUCUCCCAAUCGACCCGGAGACACAGAACUUCACCAGGAGUGUCAAGGGUGCCUGUUUCUCCAAAACAACCCCGGAGCCGGUGGCGAAGCCGGAGACGGUAGCCGUGUCGCUCCCUGCUCUCCGCUUGCUGGAUCUUGACGACAAGGAGUCCGAGAAACCGGAAUUUGCUGAGUACUUUGCUGGGAAUAAACUCUUGCCCGGGGCCGAGACGGCCGCCCAUUGCUACUGCGGACAUCAGUUCGGCUACUUCUCUGGCCAGCUGGGAGAUGGGGCUGCCAUGUACCUUGGUGAGGUAGUAAACUCGGCCGGUGAACGCUGGGAGAUUCAACUCAAAGGAGCAGGGCCAACACCUUACUCCAGACAGAGUGACGGCAGGAAGGUCCUUCGCUCCACCAUCAGAGAGUUUUUGUGCAGCGAGGCUAUGCAUCACUUGGGAAUCCCCACAACACGAGCUGGUUCAUGCGUGACCUCUGACACCAAGAUUGUCCGUGACAUCUUCUACUCCGGCAAUCCUAUCAGAGAGAGGGCAACACUGGUCCUGAGGAUUGCACCAACAUUCUUCAGAUUUGGCUCCUUUGAGAUCUUUAAGCCUCUGGACAGGAUGACUGGGCGCGGCGGGCCGAGUGUGGGCAGGAAAGACGUACUGGAACAGAUGCUGGAGUAUGUCAUCAAGACAUUUUUCCCCGAGAUUUAUGAACAACACAAGGAUAAUGCCCAAGAGCGCUAUCUUGCAUUCUACCGUGAAGUCAUCAAGUUAACUGCGCAGCUUGUUGCUGGAUGGCAGUGUGUUGGCUUCUGUCAUGGUGUGUUAAACACAGACAACAUGAGCAUCCUUGGCCUGACGAUUGAUUAUGGCCCGUAUGGAUUCUUGGACGCCUAUAACCCAGACCACAUCUGUAACAAUUCAGAUGAUGGUGGUCGGUACACCUACGUAAAGCAGCCGGCCAUUUGCCGUUGGAAUCUUGAGAAACUGGCUGAGGCACUCGCCAUGGCACUGCCGGUAGACUUGGCCAAGGCAGAGCUGGGAUUGUAUGAUGAAGAGUACGAGAAGAGCUACAUGCGCAGGAUGAGGAACAAGCUGGGACUGCUGAGGAAAGAGCUGCCGGAAGACAAGGAACUUGUGCAGUCGUUCCUUGACACAAUGUACCAGACCCAGUCCGAUUUCACCAACUCCUUCCGAUGUCUGAGUCGAUUCAGACUGCCUGGUAGUAAGGACGCAGAUGACGAUGAUGAUGCAGUGGUGGAAUACUUACUGACUCAAUGCAGCACCGCUGACGAGUUGAAGAAAUCAAUGAAGCCCAGGAUGGAUGGCAGAGAGCUGCAGAUGAUGAUGAUGUUGAUGCAGAUGAACCCUGACUUGCUUCAGCAGCUGGGAGGCGGCCACAUGCGUCUCAUGAAGGAACUGGAACGCAUGGAGAAAGCCAAGGAAUUGGAGAACCUGACUCGGGAGGAGAAGACACAGACUGACAAAGCCAAAUGGGAGGUGUGGCUUAGCUCAUACAGGGGGCGGCUUGCCAAGGAAACCGACGGGCUGGAUGGUGAGAGCGCCCUCAAGGAGUUCAAUCAGAAGAGAGUAGAGACCAUGAACGCCAGUAAUCCCAGAUUCAUCCUGAGGAACUACAUCGCGCAGAACGCGAUCGAGGCUGCUGAAAAGGGAGAUUUCUCUGAGGUGCGACGUGUUUUGAAGCUGUUGGAGACACCAUACAGUGACACUGUAGACCUUGGUAACCUAGCAACAAGCAGCCAAUCAGCAUCAAGUGCCAGCACAGAUGAAGAUGCUGGUGCCUCGUCAUCAGUGGGCUCAUCCAGCCAACCUGCCAUCAAUCCCAUCAAGGGCUGUGCUGGGUUAGCAUACGACGGCCGCCCGCCCCAGUGGGCAGCUGAGCUCCGAGUCACCUGAUCCUCGUAAACUGUCUCAGUGUUAAAAAAAAAGGUUGCAACACAGAGUACAUAAUCUUCCAAAGAAAUGUUUACAUUUUUCUGUAGUAAUUUGGAAAGUUGCAUUGUUCAACAUGCGUAGCAGGCAAAGCAAAGCCUCGUUUAUAAUUUAGUCAAAUUACUAAUCCUAACCUCCUCAACUCCAUCAAAACCCAUCCCCCAUUUUGGGGAUUUUGGUAAGCAGGCCAUGAGUACCAAGUCCAUCAAAAUCCACCUAUAGUAGUGGUGGUCUUGUGGUGGA